Molecule: messenger RNA, 3885 nt
Organism: Drosophila arizonae
Lineage: Eukaryota; Metazoa; Arthropoda; Insecta; Diptera; Drosophilidae
Gene: Brr2
Product: U5 small nuclear ribonucleoprotein l(3)72Ab
Biological process (GO): resolution of meiotic recombination intermediates
Cellular component (GO): nucleus
Molecular function (GO): DNA helicase activity; ATP binding; nucleic acid binding
Source: RefSeq, a predicted model, not a curated record
UUGGAUGGCACUCGCAUGGGUGAUCGCUAUCAGCGUACAAAGCCGGAAAAAACGGAGGAGCGCAAAGUCAAGCGUCAAAAGCGUGACGAGGCGCAGUACGAUUUUGAGCGCAUGAAGGGCGCCACAUUGCUAUCAGAGGGUAUUGAUGAAAUGGUAGGCAUUGUCUAUCGCCCAAAGACGCAGGAGACUCGUCAGACCUACGAGGUGCUAUUGAGUUUCAUACAGGAGGCAYUGGGMGAUCAGCCACGCGACAUUUUAUGUGGCGCUGCAGAUGAAAUUUUGGCUGUGCUUAARAAUGAGCGGCUUAAAGAUCGCGAUCGCAAACGGGAGGUGGACAGUUUGCUAGGUGAAGUGACAGAUGAACGCUUUGCCCUGCUCGUGAAUCUUGGCAAGAAAAUCACCGACUUCGGCAGCGAUGCAGUGAAUGCUCUGACGGCAGCUACCAAUAAUGAUGAGCAAAUUGAUGAUACUUACGGCAUUAAUGUACAGUUCGAGGAGUCUGAAGAGGAGAGUGACAAUGAUAUGUAUGGCGAGAUACGUGACGACGAUGCACAGGAUGAGGGCGAAGAAGCGCGCAUUGAUCAUACACUGCAYGCCGAAAAUCUCGCCAGCGARGAGGCUGCAAGUAAUGUAAAGAAGGAUCGUUCGCUGCAUCCAUUGGACAUUGAUGCCUACUGGCUGCAGCGCUGCCUCAGCAAGUACUACAAGGAUGCGAUGGUUUCCCAGAGCAAAGCUGCCGAUGUCCUCAAGAUACUAAAGGAUGCCGCCGAUGAACGCGACUGUGAGAAUCAGUUGGUUCUGCUGCUGGGCUACGAUUGCUUUGACUUCAUUAAGCAACUGAAAUUGAAUCGUCAGAUGAUACUCUACUGUACCAUGUUAGCGUCCGCACAAACAGAUAGCGAGAGGCAGCGCAUACGGGAAAAGAUGCGUGGCAAUACGGCGCUGGCAAAAAUAUUGCGUCAGCUGGACACUGGCAAGGCCGAUGAGCAGGAGGAGGCGGAUGCGCGAGCCAACAAGCGUGGCAAGGGCGAUGCUGACGAUGGUGGAGCCGCUGCUGCUGGUCAAGUGCCUGGUGUACGCCAACUGCUGGAACUGGAUGAGCUAGCCUUUACCCAGGGCUCGCAUUUCAUGGCCAACAAGCGUUGCCAGCUGCCCGACGGCAGUUAUCGCAAGCAGCGCAAGGGAUACGAGGAGGUGCAUGUGCCCGCUCUCAAGCAAGUUCCCUUCGAGGCGGACGAGGAGCUGCAGCCGAUUGACAAAUUGCCCAAGUAUGUUCAGCCAGUGUUCGAUGGCUUCAAGACCUUGAAUCGCAUUCAGAGCCGGCUCUACAAAGCCGCUUUGGACAGCGAUGAGAAUAUGCUGCUUUGUGCCCCUACUGGUGCAGGUAAAACGAAUGUCGCCUUACUCACAAUGAUGCGGGAGAUUGGCAAGCAUAUAAACGAGGAUGGAACCAUCAAUGCACAAGACUUCAAAAUCAUCUAUGUGGCACCCAUGAAAUCUCUGGUACAGGAAAUGGUAGGAAACUUCGGACGCCGUCUGGCCUGCUACAAUCUGACUGUCUCUGAGUUGACGGGUGAUCAUCAGCUAACGCGAGAGCAAAUUGCCGCAACACAGGUGAUUGUGUGCACACCUGAGAAGUGGGAUAUCAUCACACGCAAGGGUGGCGAGCGGACAUUUGUGAGCCUGGUGCGUUUGGUCAUCAUUGAUGAGAUCCAUUUGUUGCACGACGAGCGUGGACCGGUGCUUGAGGCGCUCGUGGCACGUACCAUACGCAACAUUGAGACCACUCAGGAGGAUGUGCGUCUGGUUGGUCUGUCUGCCACGCUGCCCAACUACCAGGACGUGGCCACAUUUCUGCGUGUGAAGCCCGACAAGGGUCUCUUCUAUUUCGACAACAGCUAUCGACCGGUGGCGCUGGAGCAACAGUAUAUUGGUGUGACCGAGAAGAAGGCUUUGAAGCGAUUCCAGGUCAUGAACGAGAUCGUGUAUGAAAAGACCAUGGAGCAUGCUGGUCGCAACCAGGUGCUAGUCUUUGUGCACUCCCGCAAAGAGACGGGCAAGACGGCGCGUGCAGUGCGCGACAUGUGCCUCGAGCAGGACACGCUGGGCAGUUUUCUGCGCGAGGGCUCGGCCAGCAUGGAAGUGCUGCGUACCGAGGCGGAGCAGGUGAAGAAUACAGAGCUAAAGGAAUUGCUGCCAUAUGGUUUUGCCAUACAUCAUGCUGGCAUGACGCGCGUGGAUCGUACGCUAGUUGAGGAUCUCUUUGCUGAUCGGCAUAUUCAGGUGCUGGUGUCGACGGCCACCUUGGCYUGGGGUGUGAAUUUGCCCGCCCACACGGUCAUCAUCAAGGGCACACAAGUGUACAAUCCGGAGAAGGGCCGCUGGGUGGAGUUGAGCGCCUUGGAUGUGCUGCAGAUGUUGGGACGUGCCGGUCGGCCACAAUUCCGUGUGUUUUCUUUGUCGUCGGAGUUCAAGCACAUCUCUGUACGCGAGGAGGAGAAACUGGAGCUGCAGAAGCUUAUGGAGCGAGUGCCCAUACCCAUCAAGGAAUCCAUUGAGGAGCACAGCGCCAAGGUGAAUGUGCUGCUGCAGGCGUACAUCUCUCAGCUGAAGCUGGAAGGUUUCGCCUUGAUGUCUGACAUGGUAUUCAUCACACAAUCGGCUGCCCGUCUAAUGCGCGCCAUCUUCGAGAUUGUGCUGACGCGUGGCUGGGCGCAGUUGGCGGAUAAAACGCUGACGCUGUGCAAGAUGAUUGAUCGUCGCAUGUGGCAGUCGAUGACGCCGUUGCGCCAAUUCAAGAAGAUGCCWGAUGAAAUCGCSAAGAAGCURGAGAAGAAACACUUUCCUUGGCAGCGUCUGUACGACCUGGAGCCGCAUGAGCUGGGCGAGCUGAUACGUGUGCCCAAGCUGGGCAAGACCAUACACAAAUUCGUGCAUCAGUUUCCCAAACUCGAGCUGUCUACGCACAUCCAGCCCAUAACGCGAUCAACGCUGCGCGUGGAGCUAACAAUAACCCCCGAUUUUCAGUGGGAUGAAAAGGUGCACGGGCAAUCGGAAGGUUUCUGGGUGUUGAUUGAGGAUGUGGACUCGGAGCUGAUAUUGCAUCAUGAAUUCUUCUUGCUCAAACAGAAGUAUGCACAGGAUGAGCAUCAGCUGAAGUUCUUUGUGCCAGUUUUUGAGCCUUUGCCCCCACAAUAUUUUCUACGCAUUGUCUCCGAUCGMUGGAUAGGAGCCGAAACACAGCUGCCCGUSUCCUUCMGGCAUYUSAUUUUGCCCGAGAAGAAYAUGCCACCRACGGAACUGCUGGACUUGCAGCCGCUGCCCAUUAGCGCUUUGCGCCAGCCCAAGUUCGAGGCAUUCUAUUCGCAACGUUUCCCGCAGUUCAAUCCCAUCCAGACGCAGGUCUUCAACGCCGUCUACAACAGCGAUGAGAAUGUCUUUGUGGGUGCUCCAACGGGAUCUGGCAAGAUGACCAUUGCCGAAUUUGCCAUCAUGCGCUUGUUUAGCCAGAGCAGCGAAGGACGUUGCGUCUAUCUGGUGUCCCAAGAGGCGCUGGCCGAUCUGGUCUUCGCCGACUGGCAUGCCAAGUUUGGCAGUCUGGAUAUCAAGGUGGUCAAACUGACUGGCGAAACGGGCACGGAUCUUAAGCUCMUUGCCAAGGGACAAUUGAUUAUAACCACCGCGGACAAGUGGGACGUGCUSUCGCGUCGCUGGAAGCAGCGUAAGAAUGUGCAGCAGAUCAAUCUCUUCAUUGUCGAUGAACUGCAGCUGGUGGGCGGYGAGGAGGGUCCCGUCAUGGAGAUCGUCUGCUCGCGCAUGCGUUAUAUCAGCUCCCAAAUUGAAAAGCAGAUUCGCAUCGUGGCCCUCUCCGCCUCGUUGACAGAU